GUGUGAAGACAUGUUAUAAAUCAUUUACUGUUCCCAGUAAUAUAAGUCGAUUGUAGCGUUUUGGUAGUAAUGUCAAAACAAAUAGUGUAAUUAGUACAAUUAAAAAAUUUUGUAUUUUAAAAAAAAUAUUUUACAUCAUGUCACAUAGCGAACAUAAUGACAUUAAAAUAAUGGCAAAAGCUAUUGUUUGUGAGGACUGCACCUUGAUUGGUGACAUCACUAUUUCACCUGGAUGUGUAAUACACCCCAGUGCCACCAUAAUUGCAGAAGCCGGGCCAAUAGUAUUAGGUGAAAAUUGUAUAGUGGAAGAGUACUCGACAAUAGCAUUCCGUCUGCCGACUGGCCAAAAUAUUGACCCUGCAGCUGAAGUGAGAACUUUAAACAUUGGAGCAAAUAAUGUUUUUGAAGUAGGUAGCAGAGUAGAGGCAUGUCACAUCGGUGAAAAGAAUGUCUUUGAGAGCAAGUGCUACGUUGGCCCUUGCGUCUUUGUUUCGAGCGGUUGCAUUAUAGGUGCUGGUGUUAGAUUAGUUUCAGAGCAGAAACUUCCUGAAAAUACUGUGAUUUACGGCAGAAACUGCUUGCAAAGAGAGGCCAUCGAUAAGCAUGGGUCACAAACACUGCAGAUUGAUUUUCUAAGAAAAGUAUUACCCAACUAUCAUCAUCUGCGGAAACCAAAUUUUGAUCCUAAAAAAAUGCGCAUAGCUGCUUAAUAUAUAUAUCUAAUUUAUUAUAAUAAACAAGCUUAUACACAUAAUUAAAAUAAAAUAUAUUAUAUUACUGCA
Zeugodacus cucurbitae (melon fly) is the source of this 782-nucleotide messenger RNA. RefSeq names its product dynactin subunit 6 (gene DCTN6-p27). Gene Ontology annotation, biological process: mitotic spindle organization. The record is from RefSeq and is a predicted model, not a curated record. Gene Ontology annotation, molecular function: dynein complex binding. Gene Ontology annotation, cellular component: dynactin complex. The transcript is spliced from 3 exons. The coding region runs from base 138 to 710 and encodes 190 amino acids. NCBI's taxonomy places the organism in Eukaryota, Metazoa, Arthropoda, Insecta, Diptera, Tephritidae.